AUACAGCACAACAGCAGUACUUCCGUUCAGUGACUGCAAGUACUUCCUUACUCUGGAGUGGACGUGGCCCUGCCGACUUCGUAUCUAUCACUCAUGCAGCGCUGCCUGACUCUGACCCUUGCCCGGCACAGCAGGUUCCUUUUAAGAUAUAAAUUUCCAUCUGUCCACUGCCAGCAGUCAGCAGCCAUGUCGGGUCUUCUCAUCAACCAACCCAAAUACUCAUGGCUAAAAGAGCUGGGUUUGUCUGAGGACAACCAUGGUGUAUACAAUGGAAGCUGGGGAGGCAGUGGUGAAGUUGUCACAUCCUACUGUCCUGCCAACAAUGAGCCUAUAGCUAGAGUUACUCAGGCCACGUUGGCAGAAUAUGAAGAAACUGUCCAGAAGGCUAGGGAGGCCUGGAAGUUGUGGGCAGAUAUUCCAGCUCCAAAACGAGGAGAGAUUGUGAGGCAGAUUGGGGAUGCAUUAAGAAAGAAGAUCAAAGUUCUUGGAAGCUUGGUAUCUCUAGAAAUGGGCAAGAUCUAUGUUGAGGGAGUGGGAGAAAUUCAGGAGUAUGUUGAUGUCUGUGAUUAUGCUGUUGGGCUGUCUAGAAUGAUUGGUGGGCCCAUGCUUCCUUCAGAAAGACCGGGCCAUGCCCUCAUUGAACAGUGGAAUCCAGUUGGUCUUGUUGGCAUCAUCACUGCCUUUAACUUCCCCGUGGCUGUCUAUGGCUGGAACAACGCCAUUGCUCUGACCUGCGGCAACGUCUGCCUCUGGAAAGGUGCCCCAACAACCCCCCUCACAAGUGUUGCAGUUACAAAGAUUGUGGCUGAGGUGCUGGAGCAGAAUAACUUGCCUGGUGCUAUCUGCUCCAUGACCUGUGGUGGCGCAGAUAUCGGCACUGCCAUGGCGAAGGACGAGCGCGUGGAUCUGGUGUCUUUCACUGGGAGCACGCAUGUUGGCAAGAUAGUGGCCAUGAUGGUGCAGGAAAGAUUUGGGCGCAAGCUGCUAGAGCUUGGUGGGAACAACGCCAUUAUCGUGUUUGAGGAUGCAGAUCUGAGCCUUGUGGUGCCUUCUGCUGUCUUCGCUUCCGUGGGAACUGCUGGUCAGCGUUGCACCACAACCAGAAGGCUGAUGCUGCAUGAGACUGUCCACGACAAAGUGGUUGAGAGGAUUGCCAAGGCCUACAAGCAAAUCCGUAUUGGAGAUCCAUGGGACCCCAGCACCCUCUAUGGUCCUCUCCACACCAAACAAGCCGUGGAGCAGUAUCUAGCAGCCAUUGAGCAGGCCAAGCAGCAGGGCGGCACUCUGAUCUGUGGAGGAAAGGUGAUGGAUCGUCCUGGAAACUAUGUGGAGCCCACAAUCAUUACAGGACUGGCUCAUGACGCACCCAUCGUCCAUACUGAAACCUUUGUUCCUAUCCUCUAUGUCCUCAAGUUCAAGACAGAAGAGGAGGCAUUUGCAUGGAACAAUGAAGUCAAGCAGGGUCUGUCCAGCAGCAUUUUCACCAAAGAUAUGGGCAGAGUUUUCCGCUGGCUGGGCCCCAAAGGGUCCGACUGUGGUAUCGUGAAUGUCAACAUUCCCACAAGUGGAGCUGAGAUCGGAGGAGCUUUUGGUGGGGAGAAACACACUGGAGGUGGAAGAGAGUCUGGCAGCGACUCUUGGAAACAGUACAUGAGGCGCUCAACAUGCACAAUAAACUACAGCAAGGAUCUUCCUCUGGCCCAGGGCAUCAAGUUUGAGUAAAACCUUCAAGUGACUCACUGCUCAAAAUUCCUCGAGCAUAAAGGACGACACUAAAUACUUUUAGUAGUGUUGCCAAAUGCAUGCAAUACAUUUGUCAUUGUUUUGUUGCAUUCAAAAAGGUCAGCUUAAAUUUACAAAAAAAAAAAAAAAUGUUUGGAAUAAUUUUGGUUCUGUCUUUAGUUGUUGCUAUAGAUACUAAUCCUGGAUUUGAAACUGCUUCAGUUGUUUUGUGUUAAAAGUUAAAUCCUGUUUCCUCCAAAUCUUAGUGUGCACUUUUCUACAAGCACUUCAAAGGAGAGCUCGAGAAUCAUAUAAUUGUACCUGAUAUACUGUACUUCAUACUGUAAAAAAAAAAAAGAGUAAAUAAAUCUUGUUUAUUUUGGGAAAAAAAAGUGGACAUUAUGAUUUUUUUUAGAUCAAAUUGUACCAUAUAGCAUUGCCUGACAAUAAAUACAAUUAUCUAAUUUUCACUAAAUAAAAUGUACUAAUUAAACACUG
This is a messenger RNA of Melanotaenia boesemani (Boeseman's rainbowfish), 2220 nucleotides long. It is a transcript of the gene aldh7a1, whose product is annotated as aldehyde dehydrogenase 7 family, member A1. The record is from RefSeq and is a predicted model, not a curated record. Lineage: Eukaryota; Metazoa; Chordata; Actinopteri; Atheriniformes; Melanotaeniidae. Gene Ontology annotation, molecular function: aldehyde dehydrogenase (NAD+) activity. Bases 94 to 1722 code for a protein of 542 amino acids. The transcript is spliced from 2 exons.